AACUCUUUAAAUACCCAAGUCAUCUGCCACAACAAAACAUUCCGCUGACAGCCAGUUCACGGUUGGAGCAGAAAAGAGCUUUUUGCUGACACAGACGCUAAAUCCACGUCUUAAUACUUUAAAUAUUAGAUACUUUCGUUAAAAACCUAAGGAUUUUUAUAAGGGCGCAGCGGGUGAGACGGAGUGCAGGAAAAAAAAAAAAAAAGAUGGCUGUGUAGUCAAAGAGACGAGCCCCAACAAAACUGUGUGUAAGCGCAGCUUUAAACGCCGUCAGCUGCCGUGGGCCUUGUAAACAGUCAGCCGGUACCGGGGACUUUAACCGCUGCUGCCAUAACGUCUAACGGCGUCGAGCAGCAACUGACGGACGGUUGAGCCGUUUUUGUUCUGCCUGAGCGACAGAGGAUCUGCUGUUAGCCGCAUAGUCUGCUAGCUUCACUGUAAGUGAACAAAACGAGUUAACAUUUGUUUAACGUUUACUUGUUUAGAGCUGAAUGUAGCAGUAAGAAAGUGCGAGUUAGUUACUCGGCAUUCCUUUCUGACGUCCUGCUUUCGUACCGUUAGCUAGCUAGUUAGCUAGCCAGUAGCUGUCAGCUGACCGUUAGCUUGACGGGUUUAGGUUCAGGCUAGCUUGCUAAUAUUUUGGGCUUAGUCGUCGACGCCGCCGCGGGUUCAUCAUCGCCGACGUUUGUAGGCAGCCAUCGCCAUGUCGUCAAUGGAAGAGAGAGACGUGGGCGUUGCGGCCCCUGGCUCCUCCUCGGCCGGCCUGGGGGUCGGGGCCGUGGGGGCAGCGAUGGACGUUGUCGCCGGCGUAGCGGCCAUGCAGGAGGAGGUCGGGAUGCGGCGAGAAGGGCCCGAACCUGACCCAGACGAGCCUCUCAAGAAGAGGGCGAAAGUUCCCGAAGGGGAGUCUGGAAAGCUGGAGGAGAGACUGUACUCAGUGCUGUGCUGUACCGUGUGCCUAGACUUGCCCAAGGCGUCUGUAUACCAGUGUACCAACGGGCACCUGAUGUGUGCAGGGUGUUUUAUCCACCUCUUGGCUGAUUCUCGACUCAAGGAGGAGCAGGCCACAUGUCCCAACUGCAGGUGUGAGAUCAGCAAGAAUCUGUGCUGCCGGAACCUUGCCGUGGAGAAAGCCGUCAGCGAGCUGCCGACGGAGUGUACCUUCUGCCUAAAACAGUUCCCUCGCUCCAGUUUAGAAAGACAUCAGAAAGAGGAGUGCCAGGACAGGGUAACACAAUGCAAGUACAAGAGGAUUGGCUGCCCGUGGCAGGGUCCGUUCCACGAGCUGCCAGCGCACGAGAACGAGUGCUCCCAUCCCACUAAGACUGGCACCGAGCUGAUGGGAAUCCUGGGAGAAAUGGACCAGAACCACCGCAGGGACAUGCAGCUGUACAACAACAUCUUUACCCUGCUGUGCUACGAGAAGAUCGGUUUUACAGAGGUGCAGUUCAGGCCGUAUCGCACUGAUGACUUCAUCACUCGCUUGUACUAUGAAACGCCACGCUUCACCGUCCUCAACCAGACGUGGGUGCUGAAGGCCCGCGUGAAUGACUCUGAGCGCAACCCCAACCUGUCCUGCAAGCGCACACUGUCCUUCCAGCUCAUCCUCAAGAGCAAGGUGAAUUCUGCCCUGGAGUGCUCAUUCCUGCUGUUGAAGGGGCCGUACGACGACGUGCGGAUCAAGCCAGUCAUCCACCAUCACUCCUUCAGCAACGAUGCCAACGAGACCGACUAUGUUCCGCUUCCCAUCUCCGACUCGGUGGAGUGCAACAAACUGCUGGCCGCUAAAAACAUAAACCUGCGACUCUUCAUUUUCCAAGUCCAAAAGUAAGAAGAGGAAGGAGGAGGAGCAGGAGGAUGGAAGCGGCGAGGGC
Messenger RNA from Thalassophryne amazonica, 1874 nucleotides. RefSeq names its product cysteine/histidine-rich 1 (gene zftraf1). The transcript has 6 exons. Gene Ontology annotation, cellular component: nucleus. The record is from RefSeq and is a predicted model, not a curated record. Gene Ontology annotation, molecular function: zinc ion binding. The coding region runs from base 704 to 1831 and encodes 375 amino acids. Lineage: Eukaryota; Metazoa; Chordata; Actinopteri; Batrachoidiformes; Batrachoididae.